Messenger RNA from Hyaloscypha bicolor E, 2322 nucleotides. RefSeq names its product glycoside hydrolase family 3 protein. The record is from RefSeq and is a predicted model, not a curated record. Gene Ontology annotation, biological process: glucan catabolic process. Gene Ontology annotation, molecular function: beta-glucosidase activity. NCBI's taxonomy places the organism in Eukaryota, Fungi, Ascomycota, Leotiomycetes, Helotiales, Hyaloscyphaceae. The transcript is spliced from 6 exons. Bases 1 to 2322 code for a protein of 773 amino acids.
AUGAAGCUCCGCUUGACAAUAGUGGUGUCCCUAUUUCUCGGUCUCACUCGAGCGGACAAUGCCAACUCCACACCAGUAUACAAGAAUCCUCAUGCUAGCGUCGACGCUAGAGUCGCGGAUCUGCUCUCACGAAUGACAUUGCAAGAAAAGACUGCGCAACUAAUACAAGGCGAUAUCUCGAACUGGAUCAACACCACAACCAACGCGUUCAAUGCAACCGGUCUAGCGUGGAGCAUGGCCAAUCGCGCCGGGCAAUUCUACGUCGGAUACCCUGCUCCACAGCAGUGGAUCAACGAGGGCGUGAAGAAAGCCCAAGAGUACCUGAUGCACAACACGACCUUAGGAAUACCCGCUCUUGUUCAGAGCGAAGGAAUCCACGGGUUUCUCAUCGGCAAUGCGACGAUCUUUAACUCUCCGAUCGGUCAAGCGUGUUCUUGGAAUCCGAAAUUGGUGCAGAAGAUGGGUGCAGCUAUUGCCCAGGAAGCGCUUGCCCUUGGCGUCAAUCAGAUCUUUGCACCGCUUGGAGAUCUGGCGCGUGAACUUAGGUAUGGGAGAGUUGAGGAGACGUUCGGAGAAGAUGGAUAUUUGGCUGGAGAGAUGGGAUAUUCAUACGUGAUAGGCUUGCAAGGAGGAAACGUCAGUGCGACAAUCAAACAUUUUGCCGCAUAUGGAACACCCGAGCAGGGCUUAAAUGCUGGACCUGUGCAUGGCGGGGAGAGAGAACUUAGAACCACCUACUUACCGCCGUAUAAACGUCAAAUUAUUGAUGCUGGAGCUUAUGCGAUCAUGACCUCCUAUGCGGCUUACGAUGGGGUCCCGUUGAUUGCUAAUUACCACAUUUUGACGGAGAUCUUGAGGGAGGAGUGGGGGUACAAGUACUGGACAACGAGUGACGCCGGUGCGACUGAUCGACUCUGCUAUGGCUUCAAGAUGUGUCAAUCAAAUCCAACCGAUCAGGAGGCUGUUACCCUUUAUGCCCUUAACGCAGGAAAUGACGUCGAGAUGGGAGGCGGAACUUAUUGUUUCGCUACCAUCCCAGCACUUGUUAAGGCGAAAAAGUUGAGUAUUGAUGUUGUGGAUACAGCCGUUUCUCGUCUCUUGUGGGCAAAGUUUGCCAUGGGACUAUUCGAGAACCCAUAUCUGGGCGUUCCGGCGGAGCAAGCGGCGUCGAAAAUCCAUACUCCAGAGACGAUUGCCCUCGCUCGAGAGCUUGAUGGCGAAUCAAUCGUUUUACUUGAGAAUCAUGAUAAUGUUCUCCCGUUGAAGAAAUCCGCCAACAUAGCCGUCAUUGGACCAAUGGCUCAUGGAUUUAUGAACUAUGGCGAUUAUGUUGUCAAUGCGAGUCAAUUCAGAGGUGUCACACCACUUGAUGGAAUCAAAGCUGCAAGCACAGGAGUUGUGACUUACGCCAAGGGAUGUGAGCGCUGGUCGAACGACCAAUCUAUGUUUGCGGAAGCUAUAUCGACAGCCCAAACGGCAGAUGUUGCAGUUGUUGUGGUUGGGACUUGGUCGCGUGACCAAGUACAACUCUGGCAGGGACUGAACGCUACUACUGGAGAACAUAUCGACACUGCCUCACUAAACCUUGUCGGUGCGAUGCCACAUCUUGUUUCUGCCAUUAUCAAGACAGGGAAACCAACUGUAGUUGUUUUUUCUUCCGGGAAACCUAUCACUGAAGCCUGGAUUUCACAGAACGCUUCAGCGCUCGUUCAGCAAUUCUAUCCAUCAGAAGAAGGCGGGAAUGCUCUAGCAGAUGUUUUGUUCGGAGAUAUCAAUCCAAGUGGGAAGCUGUCUGUUGGGUUUCCAUAUGAUGUUGGAACGAUGCCAGUUUACUACGAUUACUUGAAUACUGGUCGGGGCUCCUCUCCUGGUCAUGAGUACGACAAUGGUACUUUGGUAUUUGGGCCGGAGUAUGUCCUCAAUUCGCCGAUGCCUUUGUACGAGUUUGGAUACGGGAAGUCGUACUCCACCUUUCAUUAUUCGGACUUGAAGCUCUCUAAGACGAAUGCGACGACGACAGAUUCCACCAUGGCAACUGUUCAAGUUACGAACAACUCGACUCGAGAUGGCACUGAGGUCAUUCAGCUAUAUGUCCGUGAUCUGAUCACAAGCAUUACUGUCCCGAAUUUGAUGUUGAAAGGCUUCUCCAAGGUUCCCAUUCGGGCGGGGGAAACGGCGAUAGUUCAGAUUCCGUUGGAAAUUAAAGACCUGGGGUUGUGGGAUAUUAGGAUGAGGUAUGUAGUGGAACCUGGCGACUUUAUGAUAUUCGUUGGGAGCUCGAGUGCGGACCUCAGAUCUAAUGCGACUCUUACCGUGGGUUGA